CCUCAGGUGUAUAUAAGACACCUGCACCUCCUCUACAGGUGCGUCCACCGGACUAACACUCACACACUCACUCAGCACAGGCGAUGGCUCCGCUGCCCGAGACUCAUCCCGCCUCGCCGCCGCCGGAACUCGGCGCAGAGCUCGCGCGCAAAGAUGGGUCGAAUCCCGAGCCGUGGACGGACGAGUCGGACUCGGAGGACGAGGAGCUGGACCCCUGGGACCUGCCGGAGCUCCGGGACACCGGGGUGAAGUGGUCAGAUCUCGACACGAAGGGCAAGGUCCUGAGCGUCCUCAAGUCUAUCGUGAAGUUUGUUCUCCUGCUGGGUUUGCUCUACGUGUUCGUCUGCUCUCUGGACAUCUUGAGCUCCGCUUUCCAGCUCGUUGGAGGGAAGGCAGCUGGCGAUAUCUUCCAGGACAAUGCGGUUCUGUCGAACCCCGUGGCUGGGCUGGUGAUCGGGGUCCUGGUCACUGUUCUGGUUCAAAGCUCAAGCACCUCGUCCUCCAUUGUGGUCAGCAUGGUGUCAUCUGGAUUGUUGGAGGUGAAGUCAGCGGUGCCGAUCAUCAUGGGUGCCAAUAUCGGCACUUCAGUGACCAACACCAUCGUGGCCGUCAUGCAGGCGGGGGACCGCAAUGAGUUUCGCAGGGCCUUUGCCGGAGCUACGGUCCAUGACUUCUUUAACUGGCUGUCUGUCCUGGUGCUGUUGCCUCUGGAGGUGGCUUCAGGAUACCUCUACAGACUCACCAAACUUAUAAUCGACUCCUUCAACAUCCAGACGGGGGCCGACGCUCCAGACCUGUUGAAGGUCAUCACCGAACCCCUCACCAAGAACAUCAUUGAGCUGGACACGUCUGUGAUCCGUGACAUCGCCACCGGAGACCCUGCUGCCCGAAACAAAAGUCUGAUUAAGAUCUGGUGCAAAACAGAAAAGAUCACGAGCCUCGUGAACAUAUCGGUCUCUGGAUUUGAAAACUGCACACUUGGCGCCCUCUGCUGGGAGGAGGAUGGCCAGGUCUGGACUCAAGAGAACCAAACGGAAACCAACAACUUGGGCAAAUGCACUCACAUGUUCGUGUACGCUAACCUGCCGGACCUGGCGGUGGGCUUGAUUCUGUUGGCUCUGUCGCUGCUGGCCCUCUGCACCUGCCUGAUUCUGAUCGUCAAGCUGCUGAACUCCAUGCUGAAGGGUCAGGUGGCGGUCGUCAUCAAGAAGGUGCUCAACACAGAUUUCCCCUUCCCCUUCUCCUGGGUCACUGGAUACCUCGCCAUUCUUGUCGGAGCCGGGAUGACCUUCAUCGUUCAGAGCAGCUCUGUCUUCACCUCCGCCAUCACUCCGCUCGUCGGUAUUGGUGUCAUUAGCAUCGAGAGGGCAUAUCCUCUCACACUGGGCUCCAACAUCGGCACAACAACAACGGCUAUUUUAGCCGCCCUCGCCAGUCCUGGAGAGACGCUGGCCAACUCUCUACAGAUCUCUCUCUGUCACUUCUUCUUCAACAUCAGCGGUAUACUGCUCUGGUAUCCCAUCCCUUUCACACGCAUCCCCAUCCGAUUGGCCAAAGCUCUGGGGGACCGCACGGCCAAGUACCGCUGGUUCGCGGCGCUGUACCUCAUCCUGAUCUUCCUCCUCUUCCCGCUGACCGUCCUGGGCCUGUCCAUCGCGGGCUGGCAGGUCUUGGUGGGGGUCGGAGUGCCGGUUUUGGUCUUGGCGAUCUUCGCGAUCGUGGUAAACGUUAUGCAGAAACGCUGGCCGCGUUUCCUGCCGCCAUUCCUCCGCAGCUGGGACUUCCUGCCCAAACCUCUGCACUCCCUCAAGCCCUGGGACAAGGUGGUGACCGCCAGCAUGACCUUCUGCAGGACUCGCUGCUGCUGCUGCUGCAAGUGCUGCAAAGAAAGAGAGCAGGACGAGGAGAAGGAUGACGCGAAAACCAAGGAAAAGCAUCUAGAGAUGUACGACAACCCAGCUCUCACUAUAGAAGAUGAGGCCAAAGUAACAGCGACACAUUUAUGAUCUUAUUUAUAAUCGUAUGUGCGUUUUUCUGGUAAUGGAGGCGGGCUUUCGUAGAAGUCUGUGUUUGUAUAAUUGGCGAGUUUUUCCGAAAAAAAACCUCACCAGUUGAAAUUGGUGGCCAAUGAAGAAUGCACACUCUUGGCAGUAAUUUUGCACAUUAUGCGGAACUAUGUAAAAAUGCAUUUGUAUAGGUUUUUAAAUAUUCGUUAAGUUUUUGUAAAUUUCAUGAAGAUUUAAUAUUGUUAAUAUUGAAGUAAAUAUUUCUCUACUCUGGUGUAAGAUAUUGUCUUAAAUAUUUAAAGGUGAUGUAAGGACUUGGAUCUGAUUUUGUAUCUUAUAAAAAUAUUGCGCUGUUUCAAAUCUUCGAGACCUACUAAACUUUUCAUUAUGACUUCUC
This is a messenger RNA of Puntigrus tetrazona (Sumatra barb), 2403 nucleotides long. It is a transcript of the gene slc34a2b, whose product is annotated as solute carrier family 34 member 2b. Gene Ontology annotation, biological process: sodium-dependent phosphate transport; intracellular phosphate ion homeostasis. Gene Ontology annotation, cellular component: brush border; vesicle; apical plasma membrane. Lineage: Eukaryota; Metazoa; Chordata; Actinopteri; Cypriniformes; Cyprinidae. Bases 84 to 2006 code for a protein of 640 amino acids. Gene Ontology annotation, molecular function: sodium:phosphate symporter activity. The transcript has 13 exons. The record is from RefSeq and is a predicted model, not a curated record.